AUGUUGCAAAUCGAGUACGAGGAAGGCCCAACUACAACAAAGCUUAAAAGUAUAACAAUAAACCAGAAUUUGUACUUUGAAGGUUUGUAUUUAGCUUCAUCAUCAAUGGCAAGUGCAAUGGGUAACCUAGUACCUGCAAUCACGUUUAUAAUGACAACCAUUUUCAGUUACGAGAAGAUCAAUAUGAAAAGCCUGACGAGUAUAGCAAAAAUAGUAGCAGUAUUGUGUAUGAGUGGAGCCAUUUCAAUGGCAUUGCUUAGAGGGCCAAAGCUACUCAAUAAAUCAGUUCUUGGAGAUGAUAAGAAUUGGUUGCUGGGUUGUUUAUUUCUCUUUGGAAGUUCUUGUUGCUGGUCAUCUUGGCUGGUUUUGCAGGUUCCAGCUACAGAAACCUAUCCUGACCAUCUAUCUUUAUCAGCCUGGAUGUGUUUCUUGGCAACAAUUCAUUCUGCAAUUCUUGCAAUAUUCUUAGAACAAGACCUUAGUUCUUGGAAGCUACAUUCAUGUCUAGAACUCAUUCGUUGCUUAUUUGCGGGGAUUAUAGGAUCUGGGGUUUCCUUCUUUAUUCAAGAAUGGCUCAUUUCACAAAGAGGUCCACUCUUUUCUGCAAUGUUCAAUCCUCUAUGCACUGUGAUUGUCUUUCUACUAGCUGCUCUGUUUCUGCAUGAAGAGAUUUAUAUUGGAAGCUUCAUAGGUGCAGUUGGUGUGAUAAUUGGUUUGUAUGUUGUGUUAUGGGGCAAGGCCAAAGAUUUAAUAGAAGACCCACCCCAAGAGAAAGAUCCAAAGCUGGAAAUUCAUCAAAUGGCUACUAACAUGUUGAUAGAUGAAGCUGUACAAGAAACAAGUAAAGCUGAUAACGAAGAACCUCUUUUAUCUUGA
Molecule: messenger RNA, 876 nt
Organism: Jatropha curcas
Lineage: Eukaryota; Viridiplantae; Streptophyta; Magnoliopsida; Malpighiales; Euphorbiaceae
Source: RefSeq, a predicted model, not a curated record